Sugiyamaella lignohabitans is the source of this 1455-nucleotide messenger RNA. It is a transcript of the gene PHO12, whose product is annotated as acid phosphatase PHO12. Lineage: Eukaryota; Fungi; Ascomycota; Dipodascomycetes; Dipodascales; Trichomonascaceae. The coding region runs from base 1 to 1455 and encodes 484 amino acids. The record is from RefSeq and is a predicted model, not a curated record. Gene Ontology annotation, cellular component: fungal-type cell wall. The transcript has a single exon. Gene Ontology annotation, molecular function: acid phosphatase activity.
AUGUUAGUUUCAGCUUUGGUUAGUGGCCUUGUUGGCGCUUCGGUCGUCAACGCCCAAUUGGGAAGCACUUCUGCUCAAAAGCCAUUUUCUCAAGAGAUCCAAGAUGGAUACAAUCCUUUAAAACACUUUGGUGGUUUGGGUCCUUACACCAACAGACAAUCUUAUGGUAUUGAAAGAGAGACUCCUGAACAAUGUGAGGUUGAUCAAGUGUUCCUUCUUAUGAGACACGGUGAGAGAUACCCUGACAGUUUCACUGCUGCUCCUAUGCUCAGCUCUCUUCAAAAGAUCCAAAACUCUGUCAAGACUCCUAAGGGAUCUCUUGCUUUCCUCAAUGACUGGGACAACUUCCUUUCUGAUCCCAAUCUUUUCUCUCAAGAGAGUUUCUCCGGACCUUACGCUGGCCAUCUCAAUGCUUACAACAGAGGUGUUGAUUACAGAGCUCGUUACGACCAUCUUUGGACUGGUGAACAAGUCCCUAUUUUCACUUCUGGUUAUGAGCGUGUUAUUGACACCGCCAGAAAGUUCGGUGAGGGUUUCUUUGGAUAUAAUUACUCUACUGCUGCAGCCAUUAACAUUAUUCCUGAGACCCCCGACCAAGGUGCUAACAGUUUGACUCCUACCUGUUUCACCCCCACCAACAAUGUUCCCAGCUGGAUCAGUGUCACUGCUGAGAACUUGGCUCCUUUCAAGAUCUUUGCUGCUGAAGCUGACCGUCUUAACGAGGAGAACCCCGGCCUCAACUUGACCAACGUUGAUGUCUACAACCUCCUUCAAUUCGCUCCUUUCGAGUUCAAUGUUAGAAAGACCUCGCCAUGGCUCGACGUUUUCACCAGAGACGCCUGGGAGACCUUUGGCUACGCCAACAACUUGUUGUACUACUACUACGCCGGUCCUGGUGUUAACACCACUGCUCCUAUUGGCUCAGUCUAUGCCAAUGCCACUCUUGCCAAGAUGAAUGAGGGCCCUUCCACUGGUGGAAAGCUCUUCUUCAACUUUGUCCACGACACCAACAUCACCCCUGUUUUGGCUGCUCUUGGUCUUAUUAUCCCCGACAAGGACCUUCCUACCACCUAUGUCCAACACGACACCAUCUACCAAUGUUCCGAGUUCGUUCCUAUGGGCGGUCACCUCCUUCUCGAGAGAAUGACCUGUAACGCUACCAAGCAAUACGACGCCGGAGUCUACGUCCGUACCAUUGUCAACGAGGCUGUUCUUCCUCAUGAAGACUGUCAAGACGGACCUGGUUUCUCCUGUUCUUUGCAGAACUACACUGCCAAGUUGCAAAGCACCCUCCCCGAGUACGCCACUGCCUGUGACGUUCCCGCCGAGUACCCCCAGACCCUCUCUUUCUUCUGGGACUACAACACCACCACCACCUUCAACUACCUCAAGGGUGACAUCCCCUCUCAACUCGCUGGUACCACCUGGGACGAGAAGCCCGUUGGCACCAAUUAG